Cordyceps fumosorosea ARSEF 2679 is the source of this 1107-nucleotide messenger RNA. Its product is annotated as alcohol dehydrogenase 1. The transcript has 2 exons. Gene Ontology annotation, molecular function: oxidoreductase activity; zinc ion binding. NCBI's taxonomy places the organism in Eukaryota, Fungi, Ascomycota, Sordariomycetes, Hypocreales, Cordycipitaceae. The record is from RefSeq and is a predicted model, not a curated record. Bases 1 to 1107 code for a protein of 368 amino acids.
AUGCCAUCCGAAUCAUCCACCGACGCUGCCAACAUGGCCGAGAUCCCGACAGAGCAGAUGGCCCAAGUCGUCGAAGCCAUCGGAGGACCCCUCGUGUAUAAGAAGAUCCCCGUCCCGAAGCCCGGUCCCGACGAGGUCCUCGUGCACAUCCUCUACAGCGGCGUCUGCCACACCGACCUGCACGCCAUGCUCGGCGACUGGCCCAUCCCGCCCGCGCUACCCCUCGUUGGCGGCCACGAGGGCGCCGGCGUCGUCGUCGCCCUCGGCGACCUCGUCACCUCCCUCUCCGUCGGCGACCCCGUCGGCGUCCAGUGGCUGCACUCCUCCUGCCUCGCCUGCGAGCACUGCCUCGCCGGCGACGAGCCCCUCUGCGCCCGCGGCCCCGACCUCUCCGGGUACACCGUCUCCGGCAGCUUCCAGCAGUACUGCCUCGCCAAGGCCUCCCACGCCGCGCGCAUCCCCAGCGGCUGCCGCGAAGACAUGGACGCCGUGGCGCCGGUGCUCUGCGCGGGCGUGACGGUCUACAAGGCCCUGAAGGAGUCCGGCGCGCGUCCGGGGCACUGGGUUGUGGUGGCCGGCGCGGGGGGCGGCCUCGGCGCGCUGGCGUGUCAGUACGCGCGCGCGAUGGGCUUGCGCGUCGUCGGCAUCGACACGGGAGCCGACAAGGAGAAGAUGGUGCGCGGCAUGGGCGCCGAGUUUGUCGACUUCGCGGCCGCGGGAGGAGAGGAGGGGCUGGUGGCGCGGGUCAAGAAGCUGACGCCGGGGGGGCUGGGCGCGCACGCGGCGCUGGUGCUGGCCGCGAGGGAGGAGCCGUUCCGCCAGGCCACGCAGUAUGUGCGCGCGAGGGGCGUGGUCGUGUGCGUCGGGCUGCCGCCGGACAACGCGCAGUUCGCGGCGCCCGUGUUCGACACGGUGACGCGCAUGAUACAGAUCCGCGGCAGCUACGUCGGCAACCGCCUGGACACGGCGGAGGCGCUCGAGUUUUACAGCCGGGGCCUCAUCGAGGUGCCGUUCAAGACGGUCGGCCUGAGCGAGCUGCAGAGCGUGUAUGACCUCCUGAAGGCGGGCAAGGUGACGGGGCGCUACGUGCUGGACACCAGCCGCUAG